CUUGAAGUGAUUAUAUGGAGAAGCACAUCUCAUAAGUGACAAAAUCACUUUUAAACGAGCCCUUAUUUGUCAAGAAGCAAGCCGAAUAUUUGUACUUUGGGUCGGUCGGGUUGUGGUUACGCACGGACACCCCCGCCUAAAUCUCCCAUCAUAAAUAAAAGAGUAGAAAGCAAACACCCGGAGGUUAAUUGGGAUUUCUUUCUUGUGCCCGCACCAUUUUCUCGACCUUUUUGUAAUUUCCGGUCCUUUGGUUAGCUGCCUGCUUGCUUGCCUGCCUGCCACAAGGGGGGGUGUGAGGGAGGGUUUUACAGUAGCCAGCCACCAAACACCUCAAACAAUCUUCAAUCAUCUUCAUCUCAAACUCUGUUCAUCGUUCCGUUGCCAAGACUUCAACUUUCAAGUAAUGGCCAUGGAAGAGCCAAAAGACCCGUUCAAAGGGGUGGAUUGGAAAGCUGUUGGUAGUGACAUGCAGAAGGACCCCAGUGUUAAGCCGGGCAUAAAGAAGCGGCUUCCUAGAAAGAUUAGGCAGAUCCCAGAUUGCUAUUUUCUUCCUCGAAGAUCCCUACCCUAUAACAUUGCAUUCUUUGGAGCAUGUAUUGCUGGUGGCAUUGGCGCUGGGAUGCUGCUGGAGGUCUGGAUAAACAAGAAAGUUAAAGAUGAUGGAGGAGUCAUAUGGGAGUUUGACAAAUGAAGCCUAGAGAGAUGGAGUUGUUAAUGUGAUGGCAUUACAAAUUUCCCCUCUACUCUCUCUGCCUCUUUGCUCUUUCAGAAUAUUCUUAAUGAGAGAUAAAAAGCUGUAAAGACAACUGAGUUUGGUUUCUAUGCUAAUAUCUGGUCUUGGCAUUUUGAUAAUGAGCAUACUAUAUUGUUUUGAUAUCGGCUCUCCGUUCUGUUUCAACUUUGAUUUUCAGAUUAUAAGAACUGAUCA
Molecule: messenger RNA, 928 nt
Organism: Prunus mume (Japanese apricot)
Lineage: Eukaryota; Viridiplantae; Streptophyta; Magnoliopsida; Rosales; Rosaceae
Product: krueppel-like factor
Source: RefSeq, a predicted model, not a curated record